UGUUCUGUGUGUUCUGUGUUUACCGGUACCGGUACCGGACUGACUGCAGCAGACUGAGCUGCAGGAGAACCGUUAGAGCUAACGUUAGCCGCUAGCCGCUAGCCGCUAGCUGAACUGAUGCUAGCUGUAAUCAGUUAUAAAGGUCUACCUCUGUCUAAAGGUGGACCUAGCUGUACUCAUGAUGAACUUUGACGGUCUCGACGCCGGGAUGGGUGAGUACCCGCCCAGCCUUCACGGGACUCUGGACGCGGGUAUGGAGCCCUCCAUGGACCCCCACCUGAACCCCAGUUUACUGCAGGCUGUGGAGCUGGACCCGGAGGGGCUGGCCGGGACGGGCCCCGAGCCUGUGCACCUCAUGGAGGGGAUGUUUUCAGAGCUACACAGUGCAGUGUCAGAAGUUGGCAUCCCGGUCACUGCAACACAUUUUGAUCUUCAGGAGGAAAUGCUCUGGAUGGGAAACCACAGAGGUCACGUAACCUCGUUCUUCGGACCUACAAUGGGCCGCCAUUCUUCUUUCCAAGCACAUGCAUCAGAUGACAUCCGACACAUUCAGAGUUUGGAAACAGGCGUCCUGUUCCUUUCCAAGUGUAACCUCAAAUGCCACACUCGCGGGGGCCUUGUUAUGUUUGAUUACCCGAUGGACGAAGGAGCUGAUAUGCACAGUCUCCUCAUGACCGACAACAACACCUUGCUCAUGGGUGGAUUACAAAACUAUGCAGUUGAACUUGACUUGAAUACAGUUCAAGAAACUCAAAAGUUCACUGUUGAGGUACCUGGAGUAGCAAUAAUGCGCCAAACCGGUCGUUUCUUCUUCUGCGGACACACUUCUGGCAGGAUAACCCUUCGGGACUUGCGUAGCUUCAAGACGGAGCACGAGUUCGACGCGUUCUCUGGCAGCCUCUCAGACUUCGACGUUCACGGAAACCUUCUGGCUGCGUGCGGGUUCUCCAGCCGAGGAUUGAACGGGUUGGCGUGUGACCGAUUCCUCAUGGUGUACGACCUCCGUAUGAUGCGAGCCGUAACGCCACUUCAGGUGCACGUGGACCCUCUCUUCUUGCGCUUCAUUCCGACCUACACGUCACGCCUGGCGAUCAUCGCACAGACAGGUCAAUGCCAGUUCUGCGAGCCCACCGGUCUCGCCAACAUGGCGGACAUUUUUCACGUCAACACGGUGGGCCAGCUGCUCAUGAGUUUUGAGGUAUCGUCCAGCAAACAAGCCUUGGCCUUCGGGGACUCCGGGGGAUGCGUGCACCUGUGGUCCGACGCUCCUGAGGUUUCAUUUAAUGACUACUCCCGGGAGACGGAGUUUGCUCUGCCAUGCCUCGUGGACUCGCUGCCUCAGCUGGACUGGAACCACGACCUGCUGCCCCUCUCGCUUAUCCCCACGCCGCUGACCAGCACGGAGCAUCUGCUGUCGGACUGGUCCGCUGCAACGGCUACACCCAGCCCCAGACGAGCUCCUCCUGUGGACCCAGAGAUCCUGCGCACCAUGAAAACCGUCGGCUUCAUCGGUUACGCAGCAAAUCCUCGUACCCGCCCUCGGAACCAGGUUCCUUACAAAAUUAAAGACGUGGAACUGGAUUAUGAUAACUACAACCAGGUCCCUGAAUCACCGAUCGGACGUGAUGAAGAGCCACACCUCUACAUGGUGCCCAAAAAGUACAGAAAGGUCACAAUUAAAUACUCUAAACUUGGACUGGAGGACUUUGACUUCAAACAUUACAACAGAACCUUGUUUGCUGGUCUGGAGCCUCACAUCCCCAACGCCUACUGCAACUGCAUGAUCCAGGUGUUGUAUUUCCUGGAGCCAAUCCGGUGUCUAGUGCAGAACCAUUUGUGCCAGAAGGAGUUCUGCUUGGCCUGUGAGCUCGGAUUCCUCUUCCACAUGUUGGAUUUGUCCCGAGGAGAUCCAUGUCAGGCUAGUAACUUCCUCCGAGCGUUUCGUACCAUCCCCGAAGCCUCGGCGCUAGGUCUGAUCCUCGCAGACUCAGACGAGCAAACGGGGAAGGCCAGACUCGGCCGCUUAAUCCAGAGCUGGAACCGCUUCAUCCUCACACAGCUCCACCAGGAGACGCAGGAGCAGGAGGGCCCGCAGGCCUACAGGGGAGCCAGCAGCAGUUCUCUGGGUUCCUCUGGUGAGUCCGCCAUCGGAAAACUGUUUGGAUGUGAAGUUGAGAACAGCAGUCUGUGUCGCUGUGGCAAGGAGACGGUCCGCUCCUCCCUCACGCUGCUCUUCACCAUGCAUUACCCCGAACAGAACUCUCAAGAGAAAACAAUAAAGGAAUACGACUUUGCUGAGAUCUUGAAGAAGAGCAUCUGUCUGGAGCAGAGCACUCAGGCGUGGUGUGAAAACUGUGAGAAGUAUCAACCCACAGUGCAGACACGCAACAUUCGAUGUCUUCCAGAUGUUCUGGUCAUCAACUGUGAGGUGAACAGUGCUAAAGAGGCUGAAUUCUGGAAGGUCCAGGCAGAGUACGCCUUCAAUAAGGCCAUGCAGAAAGAGGCGAUGGAACCUGCAAAACCUAAAGAGCCCCCCCCGCCCAUGCCCACCGAGUGGUGCUUGGACGGGGAGGACGGAUGCAGCAUGGAGGGCUUCACCUUUGACACGCGGGCGGAGGAUCUGCGACACGUCUGGAUCCCGAUGGCUCUCAAGAUGUCCAUCAGCAAAAGUCAGGGACUGGAGAUCGGCAGCUGGCCUGAAGGAGAGGAGUUAAGUGCUGCCGAGGAGGAGGAGGGCGCCUCCGUCUACGACUUGGUGGUCACGGUGCCUCACGUCCUGGACGCUCGUACGGGUGGCAACUUGGUCGCACACAUCAAAGUGGGAGAGACGUACCAUCAAAGAAAAGAGGGAGUCACACAUCAGCAGUGGUACCUCUUCAAUGACUUCUUAAUUGAGCCAAUUGACAAGACUGAAGCUGCUCAGUUUGAUGUGAGCUGGAAAGUGCCAGGCAUUCUGUAUUACGCCAAGAGGAACUACCACACCAAAUACGACCUCCGCAUUAAGAACCCCAUAGACGCCAGCGUGCUGCUGACGGAGGCCUCGCUGGCUCGGAAGCAGAGGAAGAGUCACGCCACUUUCAUCCCCCUCAUGGUCAGCGAGAUGCCGCAGGCCGGCGACUUGGUGGGGCUGGACGCCGAGUUUGUCACGCUCAACCAGGAAGAGGCAGAGCUUCGCAGUGACGGCACCAAGUCGACCAUCAAGCCCAGUCAGAUGUCUGUGGCCAGGAUCACCUGUGUGAGGGGUCAGGGGACCAAUGAGGGGGUGCCCUUCAUCGACGACUACAUCUCCACUCAGGAGCAGGUGGUCGACUAUUUGACACAAUAUUCUGGCAUCAAACCGGGAGACCUGGAUGCAAAGAUUUCUUCAAAGCAUUUGACCACGCUGAAGUCCACUUACUUAAAGCUGCGCUUCCUCAUCGACACGGGAGUUCGCUUCGUCGGUCACGGCCUGCAGAAGGACUUUCGGGUUAUUAAUCUACUGGUUCUGAAAGACCAAGUCAUCGACACCGUCUACCUGUUCCAUUUACCCCGCAAGAGGAUGAUUUCGCUGAGAUUUCUCGCCUGGUACUUUCUAGACCUCAGCAUCCAGGGGGAAACCCACGACAGCAUAGAGGACGCACGCACCGCUCUGCAGCUGUACAGGAAGUACCUGGAGCUGAGUCGUGGAGGGGGGAACGACGAAGUGAGGAAGGUCCUGAAGGGACUCUACGAAAAAGGCCGCCAGCUGGACUGGAAAGUCCCGGAGUCGGACGCAGGAGAUGGUCAAGGUAGCCCAAAAAGUGCUGCUGUGUUUCCCUCUGUGAUGGGGCUGUGAGCUGCACCGCGACACCGAAGACAUCCGCUCGUUCAGUUGGUCAGAUUUUGCAUUGUUUUGCAUUGUGUAUAUGAAGGUCCUCGUUGCCUGGACAGGCCACUUCAGCUCAGUGACUAAACAGUUUUAAUCAAUGUUUACUUUUCAUCCAGGAAAGGUUGUCAGAAAAGGACAUUUGUAUUGUAUGAUUUGGAGCCUUUUUUUAAAAAAUACAACAUGUUUUAUAAAUAAAUGUCUCAUGAGCACUA
Sebastes umbrosus (honeycomb rockfish) is the source of this 4059-nucleotide messenger RNA. It is a transcript of the gene pan2, whose product is annotated as poly(A) specific ribonuclease subunit PAN2. The transcript has 26 exons. Gene Ontology annotation, biological process: nuclear-transcribed mRNA poly(A) tail shortening; mRNA processing. Gene Ontology annotation, molecular function: nucleic acid binding; protein binding; poly(A)-specific ribonuclease activity. The record is from RefSeq and is a predicted model, not a curated record. Bases 179 to 3814 code for a protein of 1211 amino acids. NCBI's taxonomy places the organism in Eukaryota, Metazoa, Chordata, Actinopteri, Perciformes, Sebastidae. Gene Ontology annotation, cellular component: P-body; PAN complex.